AUGAAGGAGGAUAUGGAUGUCGAGGGAGCUCCGCGUCCGCCUCCCUCCGAACAAGUAGAAAAAAACGCGCCUCCCUCUCAACUACCUGCAGAAGAUCAAGUACCUCCUCCUGUCAUCACGACACCGCCAUUGGCUGAUAACGCUGCUGAGUUAGCUCCUCCGGGUCAAGAUCCCAAGCUUGCAACGCCAGUUUACCACCUGUUUCAGCUGAAAGUACCAGGAAAGCCAAGGGCUGAUGCUGGAAAGACUUGGUUUGAACAGGCUCUGUUAAGGCUGGUUCUACAACAUUUCUCGUUUUGGUGCGUUCUUUCAUUCUACUACUAGUAGAGCAAAAAUUUAUGUUGAUCAUGCGAGGACAUAUUUGUUUGAGACUCAUACAUGAAAGGACGAUGCUUGUUGUCUAUGUUGAUAGGCAGUGCUACGAAUUCGUCUAACACCCAACGAGGACAGAGCUUUCCCCGUUUCCAUCCCAGAAGAGAUCAAGGAGGCGCCCAAGCGCAUCCAGACCGAGGACGAACUGCACGAAUUUCAACCACAAAACGUAAAGCUCGAAUGGCGACGCGUCCACUGGUGUGAGCAGAUGUAUGAACAGCAGGAAUGUGAGAAGUAUCAGCAGAAAGUAGAAGAGGCUAAACGCGCAAUCGAUGUCGAAGGAAACAUUCCCUCGCCGAACAACCUAGGAGCGUGGCUUGGUCGUAUCGCUGGAAAACUAGCUAGUGCGGGAGAAGACUUGAAGAGUUUGGCACCAAGAGUACAACAAUGCACACCGUUGGAAAUCUGUAAGAGUGGUCGUGUGAAAGACUUGAUACCGCUGCCAGAACCACCGGAGAAACCGGAGAUGUUAUGGCAAUUUAUUAGUUCAUACAUGUAAAUUGAACCAUGAACCAUCUGAAACGGUGUAGUUACCGGAAAUGUCAUAUAUGACACUACUUUUUACAGUAAAACUUCUUUCAGUUCCUCUUUUUCAGCCAAACUCAAGUAACUAGAUCAAUCUCUAAUCCGCUAUUUUUUCGAAGAGGAUUUCCAGCCACCAGCACCAGGAGAAGCGGACGUCGCUUCAGAUCCAGGCGUGCCUGUGCGUGGCCGCGUCGACUGGAACAAGCAUGAAGUGAUUGCAGCCAUCGGCAAAACGCCGCUUCCGGAUAUACCUGAACCGACCGACAAGGACGUCCCACCAUAUGAGGUCGUGAAAGAACCUGGACACUUUAUCAUAAGAGAAACACCAGUGGAGAAGAUUGAGGCGGUGAAAGAAUUGCAAAACGAAUUUGAUUGGGGUAAGGAAUUUAGAGAUUGGUGGGUUGUGGCACCAAGUAAUGGAAGCAAGGAGGUCGGGAAGGCUCAGUCGUGAACAGAUUGAGCAUUAUACAUAGGUCAAAUAAAUGUACAGAAGAACAUCAGAUGAAUGACUAAAAAUGUACCGUGAUUCUUUCAAAAAAAAUAGCUUGCUUUAGUCAGCAGGUAAUUUGAACUUCAUCCUGGCCGUGAGGGUAAUAAAGCAGUUACAGAU
Molecule: messenger RNA, 1507 nt
Organism: Amoebophrya sp. A25
Lineage: Eukaryota; Dinophyceae; Syndiniales; Amoebophryaceae
Source: the annotation of a GenBank genome assembly